Arabidopsis lyrata subsp. lyrata is the source of this 1516-nucleotide messenger RNA. Its product is annotated as serpin-Z1. The coding region runs from base 23 to 1261 and encodes 412 amino acids. NCBI's taxonomy places the organism in Eukaryota, Viridiplantae, Streptophyta, Magnoliopsida, Brassicales, Brassicaceae. The record is from RefSeq and is a predicted model, not a curated record. The transcript is spliced from 2 exons. Gene Ontology annotation, molecular function: serine-type endopeptidase inhibitor activity.
AAUAUACGGAAAACUUAAAAAGAUGAUAGCUCGACGAUUCGCAAUCGUAAGUUCCUUUCUUUCAAGGAUAAAUUCAAAGAAGACGAUACAAAAACUUAGCACAUCGUCUAAAACAGCAGAUCCUUCUCUCCUAAUGAUGGAUCCAAAACCGAAGAAAACGCAACAAUUCAGCAAAUCACAUGUAACCGCAAGUCCCUCUCUGUCAAAGAUUGAUCUGCGAGAAGCAAUGAAGAUGCGAAACGACGGCGAUUUGCUCCUUACGGGUAAAGUAAUAGCUUCAGAAGCAAGAAACUCUAACUUCAUCUUCUCUCCGGCAUCAAUCAACUCCGCCUACACAAUGAUGGCUGCGGGCUCCCGCUCUAUCUCCGACGAGCUUAAAGCAGUCUUCAGCGAGAUCGCUACCGUCGUUUUUGCUGACGGCAGCGCGAGCGGUGGCCCAAAAAUCUCGGCAAUUAACGGCAUUUGGGUGGAGCAAUCACUCCCAACUGAUCAUUCGUUAAAGGAUCUCAUGGAGAAAUCUUUCAAGGCUACUUUCGCUCAAGUUGAUUUCCUAUUCAAGGCUGAAGAAGUGCGUUGUGAGGUGAAUAAAUGGGCUUCAGAUCAGACCAAUGGUCUCAUCAAAGACCUUCUUCCUCCUGAAUCCAUUAAUAGGGAAACCAUUCAGGUUUAUGGAAACGCAUUGUAUUUUAAAGGAGCUUGGGCUAUACCAUUUCAUAAGUCGCGUACAACAAACAAAGAGUUUCACCUUCUCGAUGGUGCGUCAGUGUCUGUGCCAUUUAUGAGCAACAAAGUGGACCAAUACGUUAAGGCUUACAAUGGUUUCAAGGUCCUCAGGCUCCCAUACCGACAAAGCGAUGAUGAUAUCAAUCGUGAAUACUCUAUGUAUUUCUAUCUGCCCGACAAGAAAGAUGGAUUGGAUAUGCUCGUGAGGAAAAUGACAUCUACUCCUGGAUUCGUGGAUAAUCACAUUCCAAGUCACAAAGUUGAAGUUAGUGAUUUCAGAAUUCCAAAGUUUAAGAUAUCUUUCAUGUUUGAUGCUUCCAAGGGAGAGGUUUCAAUGUACCAUAAAGCUUGUGUCGAGAUUGAUGAAGAAGGUGCAACAGCUGCUGCUGCCACUGCUUUUAGGCUGGUGAGCUAUUCUCCUGGUCUUAAAAUCAAUUUUGUGGCUGAUCAUCCAUUUCUCUUCUUGAUUAGAGAAGACAGAACCGGAACUAUUUUGUUUGCUGGUCAAAUCUUUGAUCCUUCGAAGAAAUCUUCCUAAACGGGCUCAGAUCAGGUUUAACCGGGUUCUGAUCUUAAUUGAUCUGGGAAAGAAGUCAAAUUUAUGCCCUGUAGUUUUGAGUUUAGUUCUUGUUCUAAUUUGAGCAUUUUUUUUUUUUGGUCAAACGUUCUAAUAUAAGCAAUUAUAUUUAGAAAGCCAAAAAUUGGUUUCAGUCUAGGAGAUAUGGGAAAUUUUAAUUUAGCUAGGUUUAUGUAAGGUUCACUGAAUUGAUGUCUAAGAAGAAGAUUUGGUUCA